AAAUUCGGAAAAAAUCAGUUAUUUGUUUAUAAUCGUGUACCUAUUGACAUAUUAUAAUACAUAAAGAACAUGUCUGCUUUUAAUUUGAAAGGAAAACUCGUGUUCAAACUAGCCACUGACAAUUUGCAACAACUCCCGCCGCCAUAACUUUGGACAAACCUAGAUAUGAUUAUGCUAUGUGCAGGAAGACACGGAGGAAAUAGUGCUAACUAACGUUACGCGCAAAUAGGCUACCAUGACUCAGCGCUAGCUGAGAGAGAAGCAUCCCGUACAGGUAAAAAAGGAAACGCUAUUCUACAUGGAGAAGGCUGGAGGAUGCAUCCCCAGUGGUGAUGCUGUGAUGAAGGAACCAGUAAGCAUCUAAACAGAACAUAGCUGGGGACACAGUUUGGAACUCCAAGCAUGCCUCCCUCCGCUUGGAGCAGACUGUCUCCAUGGAUAGAGAGUCUGAUCCUCAGCUAUGGCGGCCAGGAGGAGAGCCACAGCGGGCUGCUGAAGGCCAGGGUCAUCGAGGUGGGGGAUCUAUCAAAGUCCCAGGAUUUUGGCUCGGAGUGCCCCACAGGGCUCCUCUUCCUGUCGGACGGGCUGCUCCAGAUCCCUGCCAUUCUCACAAAGUCAGCUUGGGAACACCUUCAGCAGGAGGAGGACCGUGAAUGUUUCACCAGCCUGGUCAACACCACGGUCUGCAUCCAUGACUAUCAGCUUCAGUUCCACAUGGCCAUGGAAAAGACCAAAUGCAGAUUUGUCUUAUCAAUCCGGGAGCUGUCCACGACUGCCACGGGGCCGGUUAAAGGUAGCACGAUUUGCAGCACAGCGCUGCCGUCCAUCAGGAAGCAGAUCUGUAUGACACGCAAGGGCCUGCUUGGUCAGGAGACGCAGGACUCCCAGUGUGUGUUCGAUCUGUCGGAGCUGCUGGGAGAGUGGCAGCAAGACUGCUUGGAGGCCGUGCUGGAGGACGUCAGGGAGAGGCUGAUGGCAGCGAGCUCGCAGCCCUCCACGUCCACUUGGAACCAAUUGGCAACCUACACAGACACAAGCUGGGGUGUCGACAGGGUCAGAUAUAAGGGAGUGAAAGCUUUCAAUGUCCCCAUGAAGUGUCUUCUCAUCUCGGCGGAAGACGCUCAGCAGAAUCAAACACCUCUGAAUGUCCGAGGCAGUACAGCUAGUGAACUGUUUGUCCCCUCUGAGGACGGAGAGAGCGCAAUGCCUCCACCUUCAGAGACCACGUCACCUUCUAAUGACAACGCAGAGUGGAGAAUAGCCAUGCCCGAAGUGGUAGAAAGUGAUGGAGAUGCCAAUGAGACUUUGCCGUGUCCGGUGGAGGACAGCAUGCUACAAGACAACGCAAUGGCCGACAUGAAUGAUUGCGAUUUAUCCAACCCCUGGGAUACUUUCCCUCCACCAUGGGAAACUUUGUCAUCCUCUGAUGCGUCUCCGAGCAGAUCGCUGGACCACCCCGCCACUACCAGAUUCAGGUCCGAGCAACCUGUGAUCCCUGUGUGUAGCUCCAGGGAAUCCCAGCAGACAUCCGAGCCCAGCAACCUCCCGCCGUACCAGAAACUCCAGCAAUCAGCCGCUUCUCCGAGUUGUGUGAGUCUGCAGGAAUCCCUCAGUAGACCGUCAGAGCCUUUCCCUUCCCCAGACCAAGGACGCACAGACUCUGCACCACCGCCUCCGCCUUCGGACCAAAAAAGAUUUAUUCUGGAAAAACCUGUGGAGGAGACCGCUGAGAGGGAGUAUAGAAAGGUGAAGAGAAAGAGAAGUGAGCCGACCGGGUCGGCGGAGGAGGCGGAAGCUCAGAUCAGUGGGAGCCCUCCCUCCUGGCUCUUUGACACUCAGGCAGGCUCCGGGGCCAACGAGGGCAGCAGUCCCCUGGAAACGGCCUUCGAGGUCUCCAGAAAUAGAGCCACAGUCCACAGCGACGGCUGCCUGUUCUCUUACUCCUACCAGGUGUCGGGACAGAAUUUGCAGGAUUUCAGUCGAUUCAAAGUGGCAGAGUCCUUUCUGCAGUGGGCAGUGAAAUAUCUUGUUGUUCCGAAGCAAACGGGUGAGCCGGCAGCCUCAGAUCAAACGCUGUCAGACGAGCCGGCUGUCACCUCGCUUUAGGUUAAAAUGUGGAAAGGUAAACCCUUCAGUCAUUGUUUCCGUCAUAUUAGUCUCUUUUUGUCCACUCGUGUUAAUGUUUUGCAAGGCAAUGUUUAUGGUAUGUUUGAGGCAAAAAGUAAAAUGUACGGAUUGGAAAAAUGAUGGUACAUGUUCACUGUGAAACUAUUUAAACCCGUCCAGCUUAAAUAAAAUGAGCAAAAAAAGCUA
This is a messenger RNA of Pungitius pungitius (ninespine stickleback), 2313 nucleotides long. RefSeq names its product ACD shelterin complex subunit and telomerase recruitment factor (gene acd). NCBI's taxonomy places the organism in Eukaryota, Metazoa, Chordata, Actinopteri, Perciformes, Gasterosteidae. Gene Ontology annotation, cellular component: telomerase holoenzyme complex; chromosome, telomeric region; shelterin complex. Gene Ontology annotation, biological process: protein localization to chromosome, telomeric region; telomere maintenance via telomerase; telomere capping. The record is from RefSeq and is a predicted model, not a curated record. Gene Ontology annotation, molecular function: telomeric repeat DNA binding. The coding region runs from base 403 to 2106 and encodes 567 amino acids. The transcript has 2 exons.